Arachis duranensis is the source of this 1299-nucleotide messenger RNA. Its product is annotated as NAC domain-containing protein 87. NCBI's taxonomy places the organism in Eukaryota, Viridiplantae, Streptophyta, Magnoliopsida, Fabales, Fabaceae. Gene Ontology annotation, biological process: regulation of DNA-templated transcription. Gene Ontology annotation, molecular function: DNA binding. The record is from RefSeq and is a predicted model, not a curated record. The transcript has 3 exons. The coding region runs from base 47 to 871 and encodes 274 amino acids.
CUUUCUUAAUCUUUCAUCACUUCAUAAUUAAUUCCUCAUCGCUAUAAUGGAUGCGGAAGAUCAUAAUCAUGCUUUGGAUUUGCCUCCCGGUUUCAGGUUCCACCCUACAGAUGAGGAGAUCAUCUCUUAUUAUCUCACUCACAAGGUUUUGAACACAAGUUUCACCGCAACUGCCAUUGGAGAAGUUGAUCUCAAUAAGUGUGAGCCUUGGGACUUGCCUCAGAAAGCAAAGAUGGGGGAGAAAGAUUGGUACUUCUUCUGGCAAAGAGAUAAAAAGUACCCAACUGGGAUCAGAACGAAUCGAGCCACGGAAUCCGGCUACUGGAAGGCCACAGGAAAAGACAAAGAGAUUUACAAAGGGAGAAACCUUGUUGGUAUGAAGAAAACCCUUGUGUUCUAUAGAGGUAGAGCCCCUCAUGGACACAAAACCAAUUGGGUUAUGCAUGAAUUCAGAUUGGAAGGCCUUUUUGCUACUUACAACCUCCCUAAACCUGCUAAGGAGGAAUGGGUUGUGUCGAGGGUUUUCCAUAAGAAUACAACAGAAAAAUUGAACCCAACUAUUCCAUCUGGCCUCUUUAGGAUAAUGAAGAACGUGAACUCAAUUGAGGAUGAUGAUCUUGUAGAUUUUUCUUCUCUCCCACCUCUCAUGGAUCCUUCUAAUAAUUAUGAUGAUGAACACACCACCACCACCAACAAUAUGUUUGCAUCAUCAUCAGAUUAUAAUAUUACUAUUCAGCAAAACAAGAAGGAUAUGAUGGGAAUAAGGAAUAAUAAUAUUAGAGCAUUAUUAAUGUAUGACGGUCCAUCAUCAUCAUCAGAAGUAGUUGCUCCUCCUCUCUCUGACUUGGAAUUAUGCCUCUGGGAUUUAUAACUUCUUACCAAGAUUAUUAUGACAAGACACAGACAUAUUUAAUCAUAUAUAUUUAUAAGGUGAAAAUUCACGUACAGUUUAUUUUUAUGUAAAGUUGAUAGUAAAAAAUCGUCAGAUGAUAAUUUAGUCAAACUUAUUAAAUUAUUUGACGAUUUUUAAAUAUCAACUUCACGUAAAAAUAACUGCAUGCAAAUUUUUACUUGUUUAUAAUUUAAUUUAGGAUUGACUGGGUUACAUACCAUAUUUUCCUUCUUCCAUAACAGCAUGAUAUAUAUUAUAGUUCAUGGAUGGAUAUAUCUAUGUAUAGAUAAUCUUCCAUAGAUUUUAUUUGUCAGAAGAGUUUUAGGAUUUUCUCAUAGAAGACAGCUAGUGUGGCUAUUGUAUGCAUGUACAUUAUUCUUUUGAUAUGUAAGUGUGUUUUUGUUUUA